Messenger RNA from Fusarium fujikuroi IMI 58289, 306 nucleotides. RefSeq lists its product as uncharacterized. Bases 1 to 306 code for a protein of 101 amino acids. The record is from RefSeq and is a predicted model, not a curated record. NCBI's taxonomy places the organism in Eukaryota, Fungi, Ascomycota, Sordariomycetes, Hypocreales, Nectriaceae. The transcript is spliced from 2 exons.
AUGGGCUGGACUAAUACGCAUGUUGAGGCUAUCUUGAACGCGCCCGGCGCGUCAAAAGCCAAAAAAUGCAGAUAUUCUUCAGUGGAAGCCCCUUACGGUCACAAACCUCUACAUUUGGAUUACAACACUCAUCUACAUCGAAAACAACCCUUGACCUUUCCUCCCUCUGACGAGCCUGGGAAUAACGAGCCUCAGAAUGAGGUCGAGUGCAUGAUAUCGCGUGUUCAGGAGUGGGGAGACCUUAUCCAAGCUGUAUCAACGCAGCUUCUUCUUCCGGGCACGAAUCAUCGGUUGAUGAGAUCAUAA